GAAAUGAAUAAUUUUCAGAUCGAUCAUCUGUCAUCACAUCAUCAGUCUGCUCAAUUGACAAGUCGCAAGUCAACUACGAUUUGCAUAUUUUACUUUUUGAUAUUUUAUUUAAAUUUUUGAUUAUCUUAAGGGUACAUUUCCGUGAGUAGUGUAAUCGUUUUAAACGACUUGCAGCGAUACACUCGCCUGCUUUAUAUAGUUUAGAUAGAGAUUUCAUCAACGAAUUGUGAAUUAUUGUCCAGUUGUUGAUUUGCAAAAUAUGACUUCAUACCGUCGAAUCUUGAAUGAUUGAAUUACCAGAUGCAGUGGUGAAGUCGUUGUUCAAGAACAAAAUGAGUGACUUUGAAGACCUCCCUGAUAUUGAUUAUGAGUGCAACACAAAAAACAUUGUUAUGGAAUUGGAAAGUGACGAAUCGGAUAUUGAAGUUGUUUGGGAAGGAAACAAUAGCCAGACAGAUAUUAUCAUGGGCAAAAAUCCAUCUACCACUGAAGAGGUAAAGAUGUACUUGCCCGGCUCGAGUUCUUCAGUACCCAGCAAUAGCAGGUCUAUUAAGGCCACCAAAUCAUUAAAUCCUCCACCUCUUCUCAUAUCUGACUCUGAUCCAGAGGAGGAAUGUAUUCAAGUAAUGCUUCCGAAAAAGAAACGCAAGCCAAAAAUCUUGCUAACAAAAGACGCAGAGAAGAAGCGCCUCGAAAAGGAUAAAGAACGGGAAAUGAAACGCUUGGAGAAAGAAAAAAGGCAAGAGGAAGAACGGAGAAAAGCAGAAAUGCGCCAAACUACCAAAGAAGUGCAAAAAUCUACCAAACCGGGUGGAUCAUGUAUGACCAUAAUAUUGGAUUUCGAAAUAUCGCAAAAAUUUGAUGCUCUUGUUCCUUUGCUGGUCUCUGCCGACGUCAAAUACGAAAUUUUAUCUGACCCUGUUAUCGAUAAUUCUAUACUUUUUAAGAGGAACCUGAUUCGGCAAACAAUGGGGGAUGAUCUAAAGAUUAAGGUGAUUUCAUCAUUUGUGGAUGAAGAUCAAAUUAUCAUUUUGCUGGACUCGGAAAAAGUAAUUCCCAUGGUUCAUGCUCAGUUGAGGAAUCAGUCUACGUCUGGUAGCAAGGAUAACGAAGAAAACAGCUUGGAUCUUACUACGUGGGUUGAAUCAAUCAAAGCCGUUCUACUUGGGAAACAUCUAACCCUGUUUUUGAUGGACAUGGAAAAAUAUUUCAGGAAAAUCAAGAAAACUACACAAAAGGAAUUUAGAACUCGUGUUCUCGACACUGAUAAUAAUCCAGUACCAAACAAACGAAAGCAGAAACAGAAUUUACCAUAUAUUAGUCAAGCAGAGUUAUAUGGUACACUAAUUGAAAUGCAAUUGCAAACUGGAGUAAAUUAUCGGUUAGUAAAAAAUGUUAACGAGCUUGGAUCGACGUUAGUCAACUUCGUAAAAGCAAUAGCGGACGCCCCUCACAAAAAACAAGAGAUAGAAACAGAUGGGUCGGAUUUAAUGGAAUUCUUUGAUGUUUCUGGGAGUAUCAAGGUGGAAAAGGAUGGGACGGGUCUAAAACAACUUUGGGUUGACCAGUUGCAACAAUUCAGCACUGUGGGUUCAGAUGUCGCCCAGGCUAUUUCGAAGCGAUUUCCUUCGCCCAUGGCACUCCUCAAAGCCUAUAAUUCUUGUGACAACCAAGAACAAGGCGAAUCACUGCUGACUGAAUUGCCUGUCAUCACAGGAGUGGGCCCAUUAGAGAGAAUAAGGAAGGUUGGAUCUGAAAAUAGCAAAAUUUUGUACCGGUUUUUCACGUCAACCAAUGGGAGCAGGCUUUUGGGUUCUGCGUUCGACACAUGAUAAUUACAAUUUUGUUACUUGAUAAACUAAAAAUAAACUCGAAUGUUUUGAAAUUUUGAAAUUGA
Folsomia candida is the source of this 1897-nucleotide messenger RNA. RefSeq names its product crossover junction endonuclease EME1 (gene mms4). The record is from RefSeq and is a predicted model, not a curated record. Gene Ontology annotation, biological process: replication fork processing; double-strand break repair; mitotic intra-S DNA damage checkpoint signaling. The transcript has 10 exons. Bases 285 to 1832 code for a protein of 515 amino acids. Gene Ontology annotation, cellular component: nucleus; Holliday junction resolvase complex. NCBI's taxonomy places the organism in Eukaryota, Metazoa, Arthropoda, Collembola, Entomobryomorpha, Isotomidae.